This is a messenger RNA of Haliotis rubra (blacklip abalone), 792 nucleotides long. RefSeq names its product degenerin-like protein asic-2. Gene Ontology annotation, biological process: sodium ion transmembrane transport. Bases 1 to 792 code for a protein of 263 amino acids. The transcript is spliced from 6 exons. Gene Ontology annotation, molecular function: ligand-gated sodium channel activity. The record is from RefSeq and is a predicted model, not a curated record. Gene Ontology annotation, cellular component: membrane. NCBI's taxonomy places the organism in Eukaryota, Metazoa, Mollusca, Gastropoda, Lepetellida, Haliotidae.
AUGUUCAAAAGAUCUCUGACCAAAGGACUUCAGUUUGUAUUUGUGGCACUGUCAAAUCCCAAGGUUUUCCCGAGCGACAAUGAUGAGAAAGAAAAGCCACGCGGUAACUGUGUCACGUUCUUCACGUACUUUGCAGAAAGUACCUCGUUUAUGGGAAUACCCAAGAUAUGGGCGUCGCCGCGACUUGUAUUCAAGAUUAUGUGGACGUUGUUCUUUCUUGGGGCAACGACAAUGAUGAUCAUUCAGCUUGUCGAACUCUUCACGACGUUUUACAAGUACCCCGUUAAGACGUCGGUGAAACUUGGCUUCACUGCACUGCCCUUCCCUGCCGUCACCAUCUGCAACAUGAACCCCAUCAAGCUGUCCAAGGCGAAUUUGCUCGAAUGCACGCUUCAGAAAACCCUCGAAAUCCCCACUGAAUACCAGAGUGAAGAAUGUUUGGACACCGAGCCAGUUGACUUGACCGAGUUCACGGAGACGGAAUACGUGUGCGACGAGGAUGGCUGUCGGGAGGAGGAAAUAGGCGGUCUGGACACCUUCUACCUGAGGAGGGAGCUGAUUGCCGAUUAUUUGGCAGGAGAAGACCCCGGGGUUCGUAAAGACGUUGGCCAUGACCUUGAAUCUAUGCUGAUGGAGUGCUCCCUCAAUGGACGAGGGUGCGAUGCCAGCAACUUCACGGCGUUUCUAUCCAAAGAUCUUGGGAACUGCUUCACGCUUAAGAACAAAGGGAUACAGGCCACGAAAAGCGGACCAGAAUCAGGUAAGGAUCAGGGAGGUAACUCGGGGGUGUGA